AUGGACGACAGCGUAAUUGAAGAACAAGAAAACAUACCUCAGUUGUAUAAGAAGUCUAAGAAGCCUCAAAUUGACAUAGCCAAAGUUUGUGAAUAUAUUGAUGUAAGUGAAAUGAUUCGCUACUAUAUAUUUUUAUUAGGCACAAGAAGAUGACAAAGUUAUGGUGAAAAAGUACUCGCAAUACUUUGAUGAAUGGGUCAACUAUCUCUUAUGCGGCUUUAACAUAAUGAUUACUGGUCGGGGUUCCAAGAUAUCGCUACUUCAUCGGUUUAUGGAGUCGAAGAAGGUAAUGAACGACAGUUUUAUUGAAGUAAUGGGCCAUGAAUCGGACGUCUCUUUGUUGGAAGCUUUCAAAGUAGUGGCAGAUAAGUUGGAGAUCGAUGUGAGGUUUAAACGGGAUUCUAUUAUCAACCACGCUGAGAUCAUUGGCAACGCCAUUGAGGAGAAGAACAGCGACUUCCUUUUUGUCAUUCACAAUAUUGAUGGGCCGUGUUUAAGGUAAGAAGAAAUUUGUUAUACUUAUAUUUUUAUAGAAGCGAGCAAGCAAUGGAAGCCAUUAAGAAGCUGGGUUCCUUUUCUCAUGUCAAGAUCAUUAUGACAUUGGCUUUUCAGUACGGCGACAUUUACUGGAAUCCGGUACGUUCUUGUUUCUAUAAUUUUAAACCGUUUUUUGUUUUCUGAUCUGUCACUCAUAUUUAUAUAAAGAUUAUUUCAAUUUUAGGACAUGAAGUACUCUUUGAAGCUGAUCGAAUACGAUAUAAACACGUACCGUAUAGACUUGGACGAAUUACUAGCUUUAAACCCAAAAUUAGAAUCUCACGGUGGAAAGAAUGACAGUUACCACACACUGGAGUCUUUGGACAUGAUCUGGACGUCAUUGGCCGCCAAUACCCAGAAGAUUUGCAUCAAGUUGUACGAAAUGUGGCUACAAUCAGAGAACAGGGCCGUUUCUUUCUUUGAGUUGUUCACAGAAGUCCGCAAGAACUUUCUGACCACCAGUGAGGUCGUAUUGAACACCCAGAUAACAGAACUGAAGGACCAUUACUUCAUCUCGGUGAAUGAUGACAAGGUAAUUACCUUUUUCGUGGAACCCAUGUUGUUGGCUCAGUUCAUGGAGGACAAACUUUCACUUUGA
Molecule: messenger RNA, 1135 nt
Organism: Bursaphelenchus okinawaensis
Lineage: Eukaryota; Metazoa; Nematoda; Chromadorea; Rhabditida; Aphelenchoididae
Source: the annotation of a GenBank genome assembly